UAGACCCCUUUUUAAUCUCCGAGUACAUUCUCACGUUUACUUCCAUGUGUUGUGUUGAAGAUUACGGAGGAUAGAUGACACUACUAAAAAUCACGCACCGGUAGCACCGGUAGUGCACCGGCUCUGACACGCACUUCAUGCUGCUUUAUGUUUUAUGAGAUUAUGAGAGAGACUGGACCAACGUUGGGUGCGACCAAGGGGUGCGCGCGCAUCGAAUUCAGCAGUUUCUGCAGCAAAAGAACGUAGAGCAUUGCUUGUUUGAAGUUAGUUUGGAUAGCAUAGUCUAGUGUUUGAACAUGGCAACAUCAGUUGGUGACACUUUGGAAGAUGAUGUAGUCGCUAUUCCCUGGACAAGUUUCUGUGACAAAGCCUUCAACUGCUUGGUCAAGCACAAGCACGACGCUGCAGGCUCCUUUCUCCGCAUCUACGCCUCCGACUUCAUACGUGUUUACGAUGAAAUCCUCGAUCAGGACUUGCUGCUCGAGAGAUGCAAGGAGCUGAACCCAGAUCUAGAGGUGACGGCAGCCUAUCUUUCUGAGCACCUUUCCCAGGGCAUCACCAAAGCCCUGAAACAGACUUGCUCUGCUGCCACCCAGGAAGCCUGUAUGGAAAUAGUAACCUGUAAUGCGGGCUUACUUGUCAUGCAGUUGCAUACAAUGAUAAGCGGAGUGCCAUUCCUGUGGGAAUUUCGAAUGCCUGCUCAAACUGCUAGUGAUUCGUUUUACAGACAUGUGACUUUACCAAUGAUAGUGAUGAUAGUGGGUCUUCAGAAACAGCAGGAAGACUUGUUUGCUCUGCUGAACGACAAAGACUCUGAAAUAAGUGAUUACAAACGCUCGGGCCAACAUCUUUCAAGGAAGCACCUGGAGACUAAGGUCUUUGAUGCAGGAAGGUUUAGAAGAGAAACAUUAACCCCCAAGCACCUGAAGGACUGUUUUAGCAACGUCCACCUGAACCCUUUUGGCAGUGAGGCAGGUCUGAUGUACAGGAAAAUGAUGGAAGCUUACAAGGACAUUACGACAUCUGCUCGUGAGCCAGAAACAAGAUCUCCAGAAAAUCACAGUUCCUCAAACAUUCCUGUGGAAGUUGUAAAGGAGACGAGGGAAACCACGACGGCCAUGGAUGUGACAAGGCUCGAAGAAGAGCCCAAGCCACACAAGGUGAAGAAAGCCAAGAAGCGUAUGAGGUUGUGACAUCCAGUUCAAACUUCAUGAGGGGUAAUUUUCUAAGAGUAGCAAAGAGUGUACAGUUAGUUCACCUUAAGCUAUCGAAGGCAGGAAUCCCGCUAACUUGUGUUCCAAAUGAAUUGAUAUAUAGUUUCGAUUUAAACCUAAGCUGCCUAAAAAUUGACAUUUGUUGUUUCGCUUGUAAAGGGGCAUGCGCCAAGCGGCGAGAGUAGGACACUGCAGGCUCCACUUACUCGCGGAGCACUGUGACACUCCGUGGUGCAGUUGUUGCAUCGGUGUAAAGAUUAACUUGAUGCAUGGAGCUGCUUGGCAUUAUGCCCUUAUAAGCAUGUGACCAUGAAAUUAUGCUAAAAGCUAGGAAGUUUCUGAUGAAGUCUCUCCUACAGCCAACAGUAGAAGCAAAGCACUUUUAGCUCACUAGAGGUGAUGCUUCAGUGUAGUACAAGAUACACUGAAGAUGUCAUAAUUUUCUGACAUCGCAACUUUCAUUUGGGGACAAAAUCAAUAUAGAAUAUUUUGCAUCUCUUUGAGAUGAUUUUGUGAUAAAAUGUUUUCUUAUUUUGUUUAAAACUUUUUUAAAGUCUCUGCAAUGGAUUAGAAUUGUGCGGGAAUGUGAAGACGGCACGGUACGAAUCUAUUUGGCUGGAGUGGCUCUUUGUGACUGCUGUUCGGUGGCCACAGGCAAAAGGAUGCCUUGCUUUUUUUUUUUAAAUCAAAAUUGACAUUGAAAUGUGAAGUUGUUUUGUUCUUUUAUGUUCUUCAGGUUGAUUUUGUAAUGAAAUGUUUUUGUAUCAAAAUUUGUUUGA
Molecule: messenger RNA, 1993 nt
Organism: Ixodes scapularis (black-legged tick)
Lineage: Eukaryota; Metazoa; Arthropoda; Arachnida; Ixodida; Ixodidae
Product: non-homologous end-joining factor 1
Exons: 6
Coding region: 297-1193 (298 amino acids)
Biological process (GO): double-strand break repair via nonhomologous end joining
Cellular component (GO): nucleus; DNA ligase IV complex
Molecular function (GO): DNA end binding
Source: RefSeq, a predicted model, not a curated record